This is a messenger RNA of Durio zibethinus, 1117 nucleotides long. Its product is annotated as CHY-type/CTCHY-type/RING-type Zinc finger protein. Gene Ontology annotation, cellular component: nucleus. Lineage: Eukaryota; Viridiplantae; Streptophyta; Magnoliopsida; Malvales; Malvaceae. The record is from RefSeq and is a predicted model, not a curated record. Gene Ontology annotation, molecular function: zinc ion binding; ubiquitin protein ligase activity. Gene Ontology annotation, biological process: ubiquitin-dependent protein catabolic process; protein ubiquitination.
CUUUUUCUUGAAGGCGUGGGGGCUUCAUUUAUCUUCUUCGGUUUUUCCUCUUUUGAGGAUUGCGACACCAAAACUAACCCAUCUUCCCAAAUCAGGAAACUCCAUUCUCUUUCUGGGAUUUCUCUAGAAAAGCCAAAAAAAAAAACCUUUUUUUCUUCAUGGAAGUCUCUUCAGAUAAUGAACGCCUUUAUUUUGGGAAGAUGGGAUAUGGAUGCCAACAUUAUAGGAGGAGAUGUAAGAUUCGAGCUCCAUGUUGCAACGAGGUUUUCUCUUGUCGCCAUUGCCAUAACGAGGCUGCGAGCAUGUUAAGCAACCCCUUUGAUAGGCACGAGCUUGUUCGACAAGAUGUUAAACAAGUUAUUUGCUCGGUUUGUGACAUGGAGCAGCCGGUUGCUAAACUUUGUUCAAAUUGUGGCGUCAAUAUGGGAGAGUAUUUCUGUGAAAUUUGCAAGUUCUUUGAUGAUGAUACUGAGAAAGGGCAAUUUCAUUGUCAUGAUUGUGGGAUCUGCAGAGUUGGUGGUCAAGAGAACUUUUUUCACUGCAAGAAGUGCGGGUCUUGCUAUUCCAUUGCUCUGCGGGAUAAUCAUUUGUGUGUGGAGAACUCAAUGCGGCAUCACUGCCCCAUAUGCUAUGAGUACCUUUUCGAUUCGUUGAAAGAUACCACCGUGAUGAAAUGUGGUCACACAAUGCACUAUGAAUGUUACCAUGAGAUGAUAAACCGUGACAAAUAUUGUUGUCCCAUAUGCUCAAAGUCAGUAAUUGAUAUGUCUAGAACCUGGAAGAGGAUAGAUGAAGAGAUUGAAGAAACUGUAAUGCCUGAGGAUUACCGGUAUAGGAAGGUUUGGAUCCUAUGCAAUGACUGCAAUGACACUACAGAAGUUUACUUCCACAUAAUAGGACAUAAAUGUAAUCAAUGUAAAUCAUAUAAUACCCGCACAAUUGCCCCUCCAGUUAUCCCUCAAUGACAAGAUCAUGAUCCAAGGCAUCUAAGCAUAAAGCAAAAAAGAGGAAUUCUUGAUUGCAUGUUCAAACAUUUUAGUUUGUAUUACUGGAUCGAUUAUGUACUACUGUAUAAUGAUCCGAAUGACAAUAGCAUUUUUAUGUCUUUCGCAUAAAC